AUGCCUGGGGGCGCCGCGCUGGGCCUGCGCCUCUGGCUCUGCCUGGGACUCCUCGACGGCCUGGCCAGUGGCUAUUCCAUGAUGCCCCCAACUUUGAACAUGACAGAUGAGGUGCACGUCAUUGACACAGGUGACAGUCUGUCCAUCUCCUGCAGAGGGCAGCACCCCCUCGAGUGGGCCUGGCCAGGGGCUCCGGGAGCACUCACCACAGAGGAGAAGGACAGUGAAGACACAGGCAUCUUACGAGAUUGUGAGGGCACCGACACCAGGCCCUACUGUAAGGCACUGCUGCUGCGUGAGGCCCAUGGCAAUGACACAGGCAGCUACCGCUGUUACUACAAAUACAUCAAGGCUCGCAUCGAGGGCACCACAGCCGCCAGUGCCUACGUGUUCGUGAGAGACUUUGAGCAGCCAUUCAUCAACAAACCUGACACGCUCCUGGUCAACAGGAAGGACUCCAUGUGGGUGCCCUGCCUGGUGUCAGUGCCUGGCCUCAAUGUCACUCUGCGCUCGCAAAGCUCAGUGCUGCGGCCCGACGGGCAGGAGGUGGUGUGGGAUGACCGCCAAGGCAUGCGAGUACCAACAGCACUGCUGCGAGAUGCCCUUUACCUGCAGUGUGAGACUACCUGGGGUGGCCAGGACUUUCUGUCCAACCCCUUCCUGGUGCACAUCACAGGCAAUGAGCUCUAUGACAUUCAGCUGUUCCCUAAGAAGUCCCUGGAGCUGCUGGUUGGGGAGAAGCUGGUCCUGAACUGUACCGUGUGGGCCGAGUUCAACUCGGGCGUCACCUUUGAUUGGGAAUACCCAGGCAAGCAGGCAGAGCGGGGUAAGUGGGUCCCCGAGCGGCGUUCCCAGCAGACUCACACAGAGCUGUCCAGCAUCCUGACCAUCCACAACGUCAGCCUACGUGACCUAGGCCCAUACAUGUGCGAGGCCAACAACGGCAUGCAACGCUUCCGGGACAGCACUGAGGUCAUCGUGCAUGAAAAGCCCUUCAUCAGCGUGGAAUGGCUCAAAGGACCGGUCCUAGAGGCAACAGUGGGGGAUGAGCUAGUGAAGCUACCCGUGAAGCUGGCAGCCUACCCCCCACCCGAGUUCCAGUGGUACAAAGACAGGAAGGCAGUGCCUGGGCGGCACAGUCCACAUGCUCUGGUACUCAAAGACGUGACUGAAGCCAGUGCGGGCAUCUACACACUCGCCCUAUGGAACUCUGCAGCUGGCCUAAGAUGCAACAUCAGCCUGGAACUGGUGGUGAACGUGCCCCCCCACAUCCAUGAGAAGGAGGCCUCCUCACCCAGCAUCUACUCCCACCAUAGCCGUCAGGCCCUCACAUGCACAGCCUACGGGGUGCCACAACCUCUCAGUGUCCAGUGGCUAUGGCGACCGUGGACACCCUGCAAGACAUUUACCCAGCACAGCCUCCGGCGGCGCCGGCGGCAGCGAGACCACAUGCCACAGUGCCAAGACUGGAAGGAGGUGACCAUGCAGGAUGCCAGAAACCCCAUUGAAAGCCUGGACACCUGGUCAGAAUUUGUGGAAGGGAAGAACAAGACGGUGAGCAAGCUGGUGAUCCAAAAUGCUAAUGUGUCUGCCAUGUACAAAUGUGUGGUCUCCAACAAAGUGGGCCGGGACGAGCGGCUCAUCUACUUCUAUGUGACCACCAUCCCUGACGGCUUCAGCAUAAAGUCAGAGCCCUCCGAGGAGCCCCUGGAGGGCCAGUCUGUGCGCCUGAGCUGCCAAGCAGACAACUUCACUUAUGAGCACCUGCGCUGGUACCGCCUCAACCUGUCCAUGUUGCAUGACGCGCAGGGCAACCCCCUGCUGCUCGACUGCAAGAAUGUGCACCUCUUUGCAACACCACUGGCUGCCAGCCUGGAAGAGGCGGCAUCGGGCACGCGCCACACCACACUCACCCUGAGCAUCCCCCACGUGGCCCCGGAGCACGAGGGCGACUACGUGUGCGAGGUGCAGGACCGGCGCAGCCGCGACAAGCACUGCCACAAGAAGUAUCUGUCGGUGCAGGCCCUGGAAGCCCCGCGGCUCACGCAGAACCUGACUGACAUUCUGGUGAACGUGAGCGACUCGCUGGAAAUGCGGUGCGCAGUGGCCGGUGCUCACGUGCCCAGCAUUGUGUGGUACAAGGACGAACGGCUGCUGGAGGAAGAAUCCGGAAUCGACCUCGCUGACUCCAACCAGAGGCUGAGCAUCCAGCGCGUCCGAGAGCAGGAUGCCGGCCGCUACCUAUGCAGCGUGUGCAAUGCCAAGGGCUGUGUCAACUCUUCCGCUAGCGUGGCCGUAGGAGGCUCAGAGGAGAGAGGCAGCAUGGAGAUCGUGAUCCUCGUGGGCACUGGCGUCAUUGCUGUCUUUUUUUGGGUCCUCCUCCUCCUUAUCUUCUGUAACGUGCGGAGGCCAGCCCACGCCGACAUCAAGACAGGCUACUUGUCCAUCAUCAUGGACCCUGGGGAGAUACCCCUGGAGGAGCAGUGUGAAUACCUGUCCUACGACGCCAGCCAGUGGGAGUUCCCCCGUGAGCGGCUACACCUGGGGAGAGUCCUGGGCCAUGGAGCCUUCGGGAAAGUGGUGGAAGCUUCUGCUUUCGGCAUCAACAAGGGCAGCAGCUGUGACACGGUGGCCGUGAAGAUGCUAAAAGAGGGCGCCACAGCCAGUGAGCACCGAGCCCUGAUGUCUGAGCUCAAAAUCUUAAUACACAUCGGCAACCACCUCAACGUGGUCAAUCUCCUUGGGGCAUGCACCAAACCCAACGGCCCCCUCAUGGUGAUCGUGGAGUUUUGCAAGUAUGGCAACCUCUCCAACUUCCUGCGCACAAAGCGCGAUGCCUUCAAUCCCUUGGCGGAAAAGUCUCCUGAGCAGCGAAGGUGCUUCCGCGCCAUGGUGGAGGGGGCCAAGGCCGAUCGACGGGGUCCAAGGAAUAGUGACAGGGCCCUCCUGAGUCGUCUCCUGAUGGGAAAGGGUGGGACAGCACGGGCGCCCCCAGUCCAAGAAGCUGAAGACCUGUGGCUGAGCCCACUGACCAUGGAAGAUCUUGUGUGCUACAGUUUCCAGGUGGCUCGAGGGAUGGAGUUCCUGGCCUCCCGAAAGUGCAUCCACAGAGACCUGGCUGCUCGAAACAUCCUGCUUUCGGAAAGUGACGUAGUGAAGAUCUGUGACUUCGGUCUCGCCCGGGACAUCUACAAAGAUCCUGACUAUGUUCGCAAGGGCAGCGCCCGCCUGCCCCUGAAGUGGAUGGCCCCUGAGAGCAUCUUUGACAAGGUGUACACCACACAGAGCGAUGUCUGGUCCUUUGGAGUGCUGCUCUGGGAGAUCUUCUCCCUGGGGGCCUCCCCUUACCCUGGGGUGCAGAUCAACGAGGAGUUCUGCCAAAGGUUGAAAGAUGGCACCCGAAUGCGGGCCCCAGAGCUGGCCACCCCUGCCAUUCGUCACAUCAUGCUGAGCUGCUGGUCCGGAAACCCCAAAGCAAGGCCUGCCUUCUCAGAGCUAGUGGAGAUCUUGGGUGACCUGCUCCAAGCAGGGGGCCAGCAGGAGGGAGAAGAUGGUUACCCGGCCCCUCAUGACUCUCAGAGCUCAGAGGAAAGCAGCUUCUUGCAGGCAUCCACCACAGCACUACAUGUGGUUGAGGCAGAAGUGGAGGACAGCCCACCCAGCCUGCAUCGCCACAACCUAGCUGCCAGAUACUACAAUUGUGUGUCCUUCCCGGGGUGCCUGGCCGGAGGGGUGCAGGCCCAGGGUCCCUCUGGGGUGAAGACAUUUGAAGAGUUCCCCAUGAUGCCAACAGCCUACAAAGCCUCUGGGGACAACCAGACAGACAGUGGGAUGGUGCUGGCCUCGGAGGAACUGGAGCAGAUAGAGGACAGGCGGUCACCCCAGGGGGAAUACCUUCCUUAUCUUGGCAGCUGUAAAGGACCUGGUCAGGCUGCAGACAGGACCAGGGUGCACCCUGGUCCCCAAGGGAGACAGCAACGGUCUGAUUGGGAGACUGUGCAAGGAGGCCAGGUUUUCUACAACAGCAAGUAUGGGGAGCUGUCUUGACCAUGUGAAGAUGGUGACAGCCCCUGUGUCUGCCUGCCUACCCUUCUUCACUGCAGCCUGGGCCCUGCCAGCUGGAGGGGUGGGGGC
Molecule: messenger RNA, 4134 nt
Organism: Ochotona curzoniae (black-lipped pika)
Lineage: Eukaryota; Metazoa; Chordata; Mammalia; Lagomorpha; Ochotonidae
Gene: FLT4
Product: fms related receptor tyrosine kinase 4
Exons: 31
Coding region: 1-4047 (1348 amino acids)
Biological process (GO): multicellular organism development; protein phosphorylation; positive regulation of kinase activity
Cellular component (GO): signaling receptor complex
Molecular function (GO): transmembrane receptor protein tyrosine kinase activity; ATP binding
Source: RefSeq, a predicted model, not a curated record